Molecule: messenger RNA, 561 nt
Organism: Staurois parvus
Lineage: Eukaryota; Metazoa; Chordata; Amphibia; Anura; Ranidae
Source: the annotation of a GenBank genome assembly
AUGCAAGUGCCGGUUCUCGGCUGCACUUUCCUCACGCUGUCAGAGCGUGAGGAAAGUACUGCCGAGAACCGGCAGUUGUCAGAGCGAGGAUCGGCACCGAUCAUCAGGGCACUGAUGAUCAGUGCCCUGAUGAUUGGUGCCCAGCAGUGGCACCCGCAAGUUUCGCCCACCUGUGCCCAGCAGUAUCACCCACCUGUGCCCAGCAGUGCACCCACCUGUGCCACUCUGCAGUGUCACACACCUGUGCCCAGAAGUGCCACCUACCUGUGCCCAGAAGUGCCACCCACCUGUGCCCACCCACCUGUGCCCACCAGUGCCACCCACCCGUGCCACCCACCUGUGCCCACCCACCAGUGCCACCCACCAGUGCAGCCCAGCAGUGCUGCCAGUCAGUGCCACCAGUCAGUGUCCAGCGGUUGUGCCAGUCAGUGCCGCCAGUCAGUGCCCAGCAGUGCUGCCAGUCAGUGCCACCAGUCAGUUGUCACCUAUCAGUGCCGCCUAUCAGUGCUGCAUAUUAGUGCUGCCUAUCCGUGACACCUCAUUAGUGCUGUCUAUCAGUGC